AUGGAAAACAAAAAUUUAUCAAUAUAUUUGUUAAAUUUUGUGACAAAUGCUCUAAUAAAUUUCGAUCAUGGAAUAAUACCAGCAUGCACAACUGAUAUGAAAUUCGAUUUGGGCAUAGAUGACAUUGGAGUACUAAUUUAAAUUUAAAUCUAAUUUUAGUUAGGUUUGAUGGGGUCAUCAGUUUAUGGAGGACUUGUAAUAGGUUCAUUUUUAGGCACAGGCAUAUUUAGCAAAUUUAAAACAAAGCGUAUAGUUACAAUCAGCGUAUUAUGUUGCAUACUAAGUUUAUCUCUAUUUAUUCUAACUAAAAAUAUAUUUCUCCUAUUUUUAUCGAGAUUUUUAACAGGAUUCUUUCAAGUACGCAAUAUUAAUUUAUUUGGUGUUCCUAGUAGUUUUUUUCCCUGUUUGGAUCGACUUAUUUGGUGAAAAUAAG
Molecule: messenger RNA, 433 nt
Organism: Paramecium octaurelia
Lineage: Eukaryota; Ciliophora; Oligohymenophorea; Peniculida; Parameciidae
Source: the annotation of a GenBank genome assembly